Molecule: messenger RNA, 1998 nt
Organism: Papaver somniferum (opium poppy)
Lineage: Eukaryota; Viridiplantae; Streptophyta; Magnoliopsida; Ranunculales; Papaveraceae
Exons: 5
Coding region: 1-1998 (665 amino acids)
Molecular function (GO): RNA-DNA hybrid ribonuclease activity; nucleic acid binding
Source: RefSeq, a predicted model, not a curated record
AUGGGGUUGCCAGAUCAUGGGCAGCACCUGGACCUGAUGGCUUUCAACCAGGCUUCUAACAACAAUACUGGGACACUAAAUGGCUACUCGCUAAAGGAGCUCAAUUACACAUUUCAAAUCCUUAUCCCAAAAGUUGAAUGCCCUCAAACCCCUUCAGAUUAUAGUCUUUACAACAUAAAUUAUAAAAUCAUCUCUAAAAUCCUUGCAAAUAGACUCAAACCCAUCUUGCAAAAAAUAGUUUCUCCUUUUCAAGCUGCCUAUGUCCCAACCAGAAAUAUCUCAGAUAACACUAUCAUAGCUCAUGAAAUUGUUCAUCAUAUGAAAAGAAGCAAAAACAAAUUUGGGGAAGUUGGAAUCAAACUAGAUAUGUCAAAAGCUUUCGACAGGAUUGAAUGGUGGUUUCUGAUGGAUAUAAUGAAGAAACUGGGAUUCUGCAACAAAUGGUGCAACUUGAUAAAUCAAUGUAUCAACACCACUUCAGUGUUCAUACUUCUAAAUGGUUCUUCUUGUCAACCUUUCAACCCAUCAAGGGGACUAAGACAAGGAGACCCAAUUUCUCCUUACUUAUUCAUUCUUUGCAUGGAAGGUUUCUCAAGAAUGUUAUGCAAGGCAGAAAGCAUGAAGAAAAUACAUGGCAUCAAACCAAGCAUCUACAGUCCAAGCAUAAAUCAUCUACUACUUGCAGAUGAUUGUUUGCUCUUCUGCAAAGGCAAAGAUCAGGAGAUAAGAAACCUUUUAGACAUCAUAAACAAAUUCAGUGCAGCAUCUGGUCAAGCAGAGAAAAAAGAAAGCUUUAAACCAAUAGAAGACAAAGUGCAGAGCAGGUUAAGUACUUGGCAAGGAAAGACUGUAGAUCAAGCUGGCAAAUCAACACAAGUGCAGUCAAUUUUAAGCACAAUGGCAAACCAUCAGAUGGGUUGCUUCAAGAUGUCAAAACAUGUGACUGAAUCUCUUGACAGAAUCCAGAGAAGAUACUGGUGGAACAAAGACAGCAAAAAAGGAAUGAACCCUAUCUCUUGGUCUUCUGUUUGCAAACCAAAAAGAUUAGGUAGUAUGGGUUUCAAAAACACCAUCAAAUUCAAUGAUGCUUUACUAGCAAAAUUAGCUUGGAAGAUGAUUACAGAUCAUAACUCAUUAUGUGUCAGAAUUUUGAAAGCAAAAUACUUCCACAACAAGGACCCAUUAUGUGAUGAAAUAAGUCCUCGAGGCUCAUGGAUUUGGAGAAGUAUUCACAGAGGUCUACAGAUAGUAAAGAAAUAUUAUAUAUGGAAUAUAGGAGAUUGCUCAAGUAUAAAAAUCUGGAGGCAUAACUGGGUUACAGGCAUUCAUCACUCUCAGCUCUCAAAGACAGCACAGUUCUCAGGUAACAGUGAUAAAGUUCAGAGUCUAAUUCAGCAAGACUCUAAACAAUGGAAAGUGCAGGAUAACGAUCAACUCUUCAAUCAAGAAGAAAGCAAAAAGAUCCAGAAAAUAAGAAUUCCCAAAAAUGCCAGGGAUACUCUAAUUUGGAGUCUUACUAGAAAUGGUUCUUUCACAGUGCAGUCUACAUACAAAGCUUUAAUCCAACAAACCAGUGGGAGAUUUUUGGAGACCGUGGUGAAAGUAAAAAAAGCUAGAGAUGCUGAACAAGGAGAAGGUUUAGCUCUCUUAGAGGCAGUAGAAUGGAUGAAUAGCAGAGGGUGGAAGAAGGUUAUCAUUGAAGGGGACUGUAAGUCUGUCACUGAAGCUGUGACUUCAAAUUUUGUAAACUCUAGUUGGAAGGAUAACAAUCUCCUUUCGGAUAUUAGUAGGAUUUUAGAAUCGUUAUUUUGUGUCAAGUGUGUUUUCGUUCCUAGACUAGGUAAUGAGGCGGCUGAUGGUCUAGCCAAAUAUGCCAAGAAGUAUGAAUGUAAUCAAGUGUGGGCUGCAGCUCCACCAAGAUGUGCUUACUGUGUGCUCACGACAGUAGUUCAAACUUGCAGUGGUGUUUUAUACAGUAGGCCUGUUGGAAAUAGUUAG